Copidosoma floridanum is the source of this 1855-nucleotide messenger RNA. RefSeq names its product DNA primase large subunit. Gene Ontology annotation, cellular component: alpha DNA polymerase:primase complex. Gene Ontology annotation, biological process: DNA replication, synthesis of primer; DNA replication initiation. The record is from RefSeq and is a predicted model, not a curated record. NCBI's taxonomy places the organism in Eukaryota, Metazoa, Arthropoda, Insecta, Hymenoptera, Encyrtidae.
UGGAUGGCGUUUGAUUUUGGUUGUGUGUUUCAUGCUCGUUUAUUUACUAUUUGACUAAUGUGUUUGUCGGUAUUUAUAAUUGUUAAAAAAGUUCAUUGGGUCUUUAAGUCGUGAGCAAAAUUUCAUACAAACGUUUUUCAUCAAUCGUGUGACGAGUGUUUCGAUCAUCCCGAGUGUUUUGAUGCUCCCGUUUCCGCAGUUGAGCUAAAAAAAAAAAAAAUGGAUUUCACCCCCAAAAGAAGGAAAACUGAGAAACAAGAGAAAAAUGCUCUUCUGGAAGCUUAUCCCCACGACCUGCAGAUGUACAAAGUUCCGCCAACUGGGCAAAUGACGCUGAUUGAGUUUCAAGAUUUGGCUUUUGAAAGGCAAAAAGUUUUGCAGCUGCUGGAAAUCACACAAGCCCAGCAGCACAAAACACUCGAGGAACUCAAGACAGCUCUCACAAGUGCUCUGAAGAAAGAUGGGUUCAAUCACUAUGCCAGACUUUUAAAUGCAACUGGCUGUGCAAGCCACACCGAUCAAGACAUUCAAUCGAGAAGAAAAGAUCACAUAUCACAUUUUAUAUUGCGACUGGCUUAUUCUUUGAAAGAUGAUCUGCAAAACUUUAUAAUUACUCACGAAAGCGAGCUGUUCAAGCUGAGGUUUUCUUCCCUCAACAGGGAAGGUCUGAAUCAGUUUUUGGCUACCAGUAAAAUUCGUUACACUCCAGUCUCACAAGAGUUUAGAGAUGAAAAUAGAGACAACCUGUAUGCAUCAACAUCCAAAGAUACAGAUUUUGAAAAUAUUGAUUUUUAUGAACUGCCGUUUGAUGAAGUUGCAGAGCUGAUAUCUGAUAGAAGAGUUUAUCUGCACAAAGGCAUGGCCUAUGUUCCUCAGCAUGAUCUCAUUUCAGUAUUUAUGACGCACUUUAGAAAUAAUUUGCGAAUUGAACUCAAUAAUGCCAAAAAGUUUGUCUUGAAAAAUUUGGAUGACGAAAGACUGCAAAUAUUCCUCAAAAGUUUGCCCGAAUGCUAUGCAGGUAUGGAGAAAGUUGUUUGGUCAUCAGAAAACACACCAAUCUCCAAAUUAGAAGAUCUGUCAAAAACGUCAUAUCCACUUUGUAUGAGAAUAAUGCACGAUGUAUUAACAACCACACAUCACUUGAAAAAUACAGGGCGUAUGCAAUAUGGACUGUUUCUGAAAGGCAUAGGUGUGACUGUUAAUGAUUCCAUUGAAUUUUGGAGAAAAGAAAUGACCAAGAAGGACGAUAUGAACGACGACAAGUUCGACAAACAGUAUCUGUAUCACAUUAAAUAUAAUUACGGCAAAGAGGGAAGGCGCGUAGAUUAUCGCCCUCAUGGUUGUAACAAAAUCAUAACUACGCCUGUUGGGCCUGGUGAGGUGCACGGCUGUCCUUUUAAGCACAUGGACACAGAUGAGCUAACGAAAAAGCUUACCGAAUAUGGAAUACCUACAACAGAUAAAGCGGAAAUUGCUAGGUUGUCCAGUGAAGGUCAAUAUAAUUUGGCUUGCUUCAAAUAUUUUGAAAGCACUCAUGGCCAGCCUGCUAGCAGGGUGUUUCUUCACCCCAAUCAAUACUUCAACGAGAGUAGAGAGACAUUAACCAAAGAUAAAACGAAAGAAGAGGAAAAAGUUACGCAGAACAGCACUCAAGCGCCGUCAUCUCCCGAGUUGUUUUCACAAACCGUCAGAGUAAAAGUUGACAGCAAUUUAGAAACGAGCAGCUCACACGUUACGCCGUCCCGAACAGCCGAGAAGAAAGUAAAGACAAUAGAUAGGCGCUCGGAAAAGAUGAACCCCGUGAACAUUGAAGCACUCCUGAAUGAUGACAGCGACUGAAGUGUCCCUUGUCGAA